Molecule: messenger RNA, 3795 nt
Organism: Adineta ricciae
Lineage: Eukaryota; Metazoa; Rotifera; Eurotatoria; Adinetida; Adinetidae
Source: the annotation of a GenBank genome assembly
AUGGAGACCUCUUUGACGAAUUGUAAAGCGUCCUUGGUAUUCAAUGGCAUGAUUUCGCGAUUACUCAUGAUAUGUCGGUUGCCAAUGAAUAAAAUACCAUUUUUAAAAAAGAAAAAAGUUGAAGAAAGAAGCCGAAAAAUCAAAGCCAAUGAUUCAGAUGCAAAUGCUGCGAAAGAAUAUGCUGGCAACGAAAUUUCGACGUCCAAAUAUAAUUUAAUUACCUUCUUACCCAAAAAUCUCUUUGAACAGUUUCGACGGCUCGCUAAUGCAUACUUUUUAUUCCUUCUCUGUCUACAGCUCAUUCCACAAAUUAGUUCGUUAGCUCCCGUGACGACUAUUUUGCCACUUGUUUUCGUGUUAGCAUUAACUGCAAUAAAAGAUGCUAGUGAUGAUAUUGCAAGGCAUCGAAGUGAUAGUCAGGUUAACAAUCGUGAAACAAAAACUGUUGUUGGAAAUGAAUUAGUGACGAGAAAAUGGAAGGAUAUCAAAGUUGGUGAUAUAGUACGACUAGAAAAUAAUGAAUUUGUGACAGCUGAUAUUGUUCUUGUAUCGACGAGUGAACUGAAUGGACUGUGUUUUAUUGAAACUGCUGAACUAGACGGAGAGACAAAUUUGAAAGUUCGACAAGCGCUGGAAGAAACUUGUGAUCUCGAAGACCAUAUUGACCAACUCUCAAGAUUUGACGCGGAAAUCGAAUACGAAGCACCGAAUAAUAAUCUCGGACGAUUCGAAGGCAACUUAUCAUGGAAAAACAAGACUCUACCAUUGAAAAAUGAUAAUGUACUACUGCGCGGCACGAGAUUGAGAAACACUCAAUGGGCUUUUGGCAUUGUAUGUUACGCUGGUCCCGACACAAAAUUAAUGAAAAACAGCGGCAAAGCAACAUUCAAACGAACCAAGAUCGACCAUCUAUUGAAUCGAAUCAUCCUUGGAAUCUUCUUCUUUCUCUUGGUAAUGUGUGCUAUCAUGACCAUAUGUUGCGGAUUUUGGGAAUCAUUUGUUGGCUAUGAUUUUCGCAUCUAUCUACCGUGGGAAACUUAUAUUUCAAACGAUCAACAUAUUGGUGCAUUAGAGAAAAGUUUACUAGUCUUUUUAUCAUAUAUUAUUAUUUUAAACACUGUCGUACCGAUUUCAUUGUACGUCAGUGUGGAAUUCAUUCGUUUACUACAAUCGAAAUGGAUCGAUUGGGAUAGUAAAAUGUACUAUGAGCCGAAUAAUGUUCCUGCUCAAGCACGUACGACGACACUAAACGAAGAAUUGGGCCAAAUUGAAUACAUUUUUUCGGAUAAAACUGGCACACUAACGCAGAAUAUUAUGACGUUUAACAAAUGUUCGAUUAAAGGAAAAGUCUAUGGAUAUGUUACUGAUGAAGCUGGAAAUGAAGUUCAAGAUCCUGAAAAAUUAAAACCGAUUCAAUUCGAUGAGAAGGACGAUGAUUUUGAAUGGUAUGAUCACAAAUUGAUCGAUGCAAUAAAGAAAGGCGAUAAAGAUGUGCACACCUUUUUCACUCUACUAUCCCUUUGUCAUACUGUGAUGCCUGAAGAGAAAGAUGGGAAAAUUGCGUAUCAAGCUCAGUCACCAGAUGAAAAUGCACUCGUAUCUGCUGCACGAACAUUCGGCUUUGUUUUCGUCAAUCGUACACAAAGCAGUAUUUCGGUUAGACUUCAAGAAAAAGAUGCUACUUACGAUCUGUUGAACAUAUUGGACUUUGACAACGACCGAAAACGAAUGUCGGUUAUUGUGAAAAAAGAUGGCAAGAUAAUUUUAUUCUGCAAAGGUGCUGAUUCGAAAAUCAAGGAACGUUUGGACUCUUCGGAAAAAGAUAUCAUGACUGAAACAGAUGAACAUCUGAACAAAUUCGCUACUGAUGGUUUACGAACACUCUGUUUAGCAUAUAGAGAACUAAACGAAGGUGAAUACAAUAAAUGGGCAGAAAAAUUGAAUAAAGCUAACACAAGUAUGGAGAAACGUGAAGAAAAAGUCAAUGAAACCUAUGAGGAAAUUGAAAAAAAUCUCAAAUUGAUUGGUGCUACAGCUAUUGAAGACAAGCUUCAGGAUGGUGUACCACAAUGUAUCGAACGCUUAGCUCGUGCUGGUAUUAAAAUAUGGGUUUUGACUGGUGACAAAGUUGAGACGGCGUAUAACAUUGGUCUUUCGUGUCGUUUAUUAACGAAUGAUAUGGAGAUUUACAUCAUUGAAGAAGAAAAUGAACAUAGCGUGGAGAAAAAAUUAGAAGAAAUUCGAAAGCAAAUGAUAGAAAAAGUCGAACAAUUAUUUGACGUUAAGAUCGAAGAUCGAAAGAAGAGGCUCGACUGGAAAGAUUGGGGCAUUGAUGUAAUGAAAUUCGAUCAACACAGAAAAGCGGAAGAGCCCAAUGGUAAAGCACAACGUCCAAAUGGUCAUGCAACAACUACGAAUGAUUCGGGAGCACACGAUCGGGAGCAAUUCGAAGGUUUUGGCUUAUUGAUUACCGGACAAGCAUUAGCAUUUGCUCUAUCAGACAAAUUGAAGAUGAAAUUACUUGAGUUGGGUACGAUGUGCAAAGCUGUGGUUUGUUGUCGUGUUACACCCUUACAAAAGGCGCAAGUCGUUGAAUUGGUUAUGCAAAAUGAGAAGAAGAUAACAUUAGCUAUCGGUGACGGUGCCAAUGAUGUUUCAAUGAUACAAAAAGCGCAUAUCGGUGUGGGUAUCAGUGGACAAGAAGGUCGACAAGCUGUUCUGGCAAGUGAUUAUAGUUUUGGUCAAUUUCGAUAUCUUGAAAGAUUGUUACUUGUGCAUGGACGUUGGUCAUACUUGCGAAUUUCGAAGUUUUUACGCUACUUUUUCUAUAAAAAUUUUGCCUUUACAUUGUGCCACUUUUGGUUUGGAUUCUUUUCGGGCUUUUCUGCUCAGACAUUAUAUGAUCCAUUCUUUGUGGCGACAUAUAACGUUUUCUUCUCGUCAUUGCCCGUUCUAGCACUAGGCGUCUUCGAUCAAGAUGUUAGUGCUGAUCAUUCAAUGAGUAAACCUCCUCUAUACACACCUGGUCAAAACAAUGAAUUUUUUAAUAAAAAAAUUUUCGCUGAAAGUGUCAUACAUGGAAUCUUAACUUCAUGUAUCAUUUUCUUCGUGCCAUACUUAUCCGUUUCGAACAGUACACGACCAGGUGGUAUGACUCAAGCUGAUCUACAAUCAUUUGGUUUUAUGGUUGCCACAAUAAUGAUCAUCGUCGUCAACUUAGAAAACGCACUUGAAACGUGGUAUUGGACUGGUCUUUAUCAUUUCGUGCUUUGGGGUACUAUUGUAGUACAUUUCUUAUUUCAUUUUGUAUUGUAUUCAACCAUUAUCUAUCAAAUCUUUAAUACAAACUAUGGAUAUGUUGGGGUAGCACAAGCAGUGCUGUCUACAGGCAAUUUUUGGUUUACAUUAUUCUUAACAUGUACAAUAUUAUUGUUACCCGUGUUUUGCCGAGAAUUCUUUCGUAUGCGGUUCAUGCCGACGAAAACCGAUCGUGCACGAUUGAAUCAGAAGUUCCGUACGGAAGAGAAAGCAGCAUUCGUUGCACAUAUUCAACAGAAACUCCGUCAAAGUAAACGAUCAAUUCGAUCUGGUUAUGCUUUCUCACAACAACAAGGUUGGGGCCCGUUGAUCACGUCCGGCCGUAUGCAAUCGAAAUCUGCGACACGUAAUCGUCAACAACAGCAACCGCAAUCUCAAAACCAAAAUAAUAAUUUGAAGAAUAGAGUUCACCCAAGCCCGAACAAUAACGUACCAUCAGACAGUACGACCAGCAAAACAACAAGCAGGAGAAAUUAA